AUGUCUGUUCUACAGGAUCUUACUCUCGCCAACCUGCUUGUGGACGCCCUUCUCUUCUACGCGUUGUACUGUUUUUCAAGAUGGCUUUUCCCGCCGUUUACCUCAGGGAGUCCAUUUCGCGACAUUCCUGGUCCCCCACCAGCCUCUUGGUUUAUGGGAAAUUUGGGACAGCUCUUUAAUUCCAAAGGCCUCCCAUUCCAUCAAGAGCUCGUGGAUCGGUUUGGAGGGAUGGUCAAAGUUCACGGGUUCUUUGGGGAGGAACAACUAUACAUCUCUGAUCCCCGCGCACUUCAUUCUAUAAUUUCGAAAGACCAGGAUGCGUUUGAAGAGACUGCCGUGUUUAUUGAGACAAACAAAGUCAUUUUCGGGCCUGGCUUAGUUGCGACGACAGGCGAACAACACAAAAGGCAGCGGAAGUUGGUCAACCCCAUGUUUUCGACGCUCCAACUUCGGCGCCUCGUGCCGAUUUUCUAUGAAAUCGCAGAAAAGCUAUCCAACGUCUUGGCGGAAGAAGUCAGGGCUCAAAGAGCAGAAGGGAAAAGGAAUUUUUUGGACAUGUCGGAAUGGAUGUGCCGCGUCGCACUUGAAAGUGUGGGGCAGACGGUUUUGGGUUAUUCCUUCGACCCGCUCGAUUCUCCUCACAAUAAUCCUUAUACAUCAGCAAUUAAAGAAUUAAUCCCAACAAUAUUUUCAUUGUCACUCGUCCGACAAUUUGCACCGUUCCUCUCCAAGCUUGGACCUCCCUCUCUUAGACGUAAAUUAGUCGAAUGGACGCCAAACGCGGCGGUGCAAAAGGUAAAAAGGAUGUCAGACGUGAUGGAUCAGACCGCCCAGGAAAUUUUGCGCCAGAAGAGAGAGGAUAUUGCCAACGAAGGAUUGCCUUACGAUUAUGAAGAAGGAAAGGAUAUCAUAAGCGUUCUCCUUCGUGCAAACGAUAACGCCAACGAAGCGGAGAAAUUGAGCGAUAUUGAGUUGACUGGACAGAUGACAGUUCUGAUUUUUGGCGCACAAGAUACCACUUCUUCCGCGUUGUCCCGUAUACUCCACUUGCUCUCCGUUAACCCCGAAGUUCAGAGCAAAUUGCGGGACGAAAUAGAGAUAGCCUUGAAAGACUCGGAUGGGCGGCUAGAUUACGACACAGUCAUGGCCCUUCCUUGGCUUGACGCCGUACUUAAGGAAACUCUGAGAUUAUACCCUCCGGUACCUUUCGUACGACGAACUGCUGUAAAGGAGCGAACAAUUCCUUAUUCAGAACCGGCGGAUUUGGCGUCAGGAGACUCACAACCUCGUGUAUCGUCAGUCACCAUUCCUGUUGGCACCACAAUCUUCGUCGGGAUUGCCGGGAGCAAUUCCUUGGAAUCUGUGUGGGGGCCUGACGCCAAAGAAUGGAAACCCGAACGGUGGUUGCCGACGGGCGAUGCGGCACACCAUGGUGUGCGCUUGCCCGGAAUAUAUUCUGGAAUGAUGUCUUUUCUCGGAGGAGGAAGGUCUUGCAUUGGCUAUAGAUUUGCACAAAUCGAAAUGAAGAUUAUUCUCAUAACCCUUCUUUCAAAAUUCAAGUUCUCGCCUACUGAGGAUGAGAUCAUCUGGAACCUUUCGCAGAUAAUUUCGCCCUCUGUGAAGGCGCCUGAUGGUAGUGGAUCAGAGAAGAAGGGACUUCCACUCGUAGUUGAGAUUAUAGAAAAGCCAGGAUCUUGA
Laccaria bicolor S238N-H82 is the source of this 1698-nucleotide messenger RNA. RefSeq lists its product as uncharacterized. The record is from RefSeq and is a predicted model, not a curated record. Bases 1 to 1698 code for a protein of 565 amino acids. The transcript is spliced from 14 exons. Gene Ontology annotation, molecular function: heme binding; monooxygenase activity; iron ion binding. NCBI's taxonomy places the organism in Eukaryota, Fungi, Basidiomycota, Agaricomycetes, Agaricales, Hydnangiaceae.